Messenger RNA from Danio aesculapii, 539 nucleotides. RefSeq names its product C-C motif chemokine 20-like. The coding region runs from base 118 to 411 and encodes 97 amino acids. NCBI's taxonomy places the organism in Eukaryota, Metazoa, Chordata, Actinopteri, Cypriniformes, Danionidae. The record is from RefSeq and is a predicted model, not a curated record. Gene Ontology annotation, cellular component: extracellular region. The transcript is spliced from 5 exons. Gene Ontology annotation, molecular function: chemokine activity. Gene Ontology annotation, biological process: immune response.
UUUGCCGCAGAGCCCAAAGAAAUAGUUCAACUUCCCCACUGCCACCAUUAUCAUUCGCCACAAGUAAAGAUCAAACAAGCCAGAACCUUGAAUGCAUUUCAGAUACCAGAAGUGACUAUGAAGACACAAAAGAUCCUCAUGAGGAGUUUGGCUGUUGCGCUUACGGCAUCAGUGAUCUGGACUGUUACAGCAGUCGCUGAUAACGUGGAAUCAUGCUGUACCCCAGUCUCCACACCAGAGCUCACUGAUCCUGUCAUCAGUGUCAGGAUCCAAUUUGAAAGUCUUGAGUGUCAGACAGCCAUCGUCUUCAAGACUAAAGAGCGGGAGUUGUGCUCUGAUCCUAAACAACUGUGGGUGAGGAGGAAGGUCAUGCAGUUCUUCAAAAGUAAAGUAACCAAACAGACCUACUAAAUCCUAUGUGACUUUAACGAUACCAUCAUCAUCAUCAUCAUAAUCCGAGGAAAAAUAUGAAAAUGUGUAUACGAUGUAUGAUGAUGUCUGGAGCAACUGCAGCUUGAAACUGCAAAUAAAGUAUGAUC